Molecule: messenger RNA, 300 nt
Organism: Gekko japonicus
Lineage: Eukaryota; Metazoa; Chordata; Lepidosauria; Squamata; Gekkonidae
Product: zyxin-like
Exons: 2
Biological process (GO): transforming growth factor beta receptor signaling pathway; integrin-mediated signaling pathway
Source: RefSeq, a predicted model, not a curated record
GGCACUCUUGAGAAGUGCUGCGUGUGCAAGCAGACCAUCACGGACCGGAUGCUGCGAGCCACGGGCAGCUCUUACCACCCUCAGUGUUUCACCUGCGUGGUGUGCCGCAAACCCCUGGAAGGGGCGUCCUUCAUCGUGGACAAAGCCAACCUGCCCCACUGUGUGGACGACUACCACAGAAAAUACGCCCCGCGCUGUUCGGUAUGUGCCGACCCCAUUAUGCCAGAACCUGGGAAGGACGAGACUGUCCGAGUGGUGGCCCUGGAGAAGAACUUCCACAUGAAAUGCUACAAAUGUGAG